This is a messenger RNA of Bombina bombina (fire-bellied toad), 925 nucleotides long. Its product is annotated as zinc finger protein 384-like. Lineage: Eukaryota; Metazoa; Chordata; Amphibia; Anura; Bombinatoridae. The record is from RefSeq and is a predicted model, not a curated record. Bases 2 to 925 code for a protein of 307 amino acids. Gene Ontology annotation, biological process: regulation of transcription by RNA polymerase II. The transcript is spliced from 4 exons. Gene Ontology annotation, molecular function: RNA polymerase II cis-regulatory region sequence-specific DNA binding; DNA-binding transcription factor activity.
CAUGGAGGAAUCUCAUUUCAAUUCAUCGUACUUCUGGUCUGCAGUUCCCACAGUGUCUGGACAGAUUGAUAAUUCCAUGUUCCUGAGCAAGGUAAAGGAGCAACUGAUUCAGGAGAAGGGCUGCAAUUUGGGGUCACAUUAUCCCACUCUGCUGACAGUCCCUACAUCAGUGUCGCUGCCACAUGGGAUCAGUGUGGAUGGAGAAAACAAAGUUGAGCUUCAUGGGAUCCCUAAUAGCCAGGCAUCCGUUACACAAAACAUAACCGUGCUUCCUGUACAUUCCACAGGGCUCAUGACUGCAACUGGAUUGGUAAUUACAUCUCCAUCAGGGUCUCUGGUCACCACUCCAUCAUCCUCCGGUCAGACGUUUCCCAUUUCUGCCCCUAGUACCAUGAUUGUGUCAACGCUGCCUGGUUCACAAACCCUGCAAGUUGUAUCAGAACUUACAAAAGCUAAGAUCUCUGAGGUGGGGACAGCGGGAGCUCCUAAAACAGGCCGAGGCCGCAAAAAGAAACGUCUCCCAGAGCAGACUCUACCCAACCUUAAUGACCCAUAUGAUCUGUCUAAUGAGGAGGAUGAGGAUGCACAAAAGGAUGGGAAGACAUACAGGUGUCGCAUGUGCUCCAUCACUUUCUUCUCCAAAUCUGAGAUGCAAAUUCACUCCAAGUCGCACACAGAGGCCAAGCCCCACAAGUGUCCGCACUGCUCCAAAACCUUUGCCAACAGCUCCUACUUGACACAGCACGUGCGCAUCCACUCGGGGGCCAAGCCGUACAGCUGUAGCUACUGCCAGAAAGCCUUCCGCCAGCUCUCUCACCUUCAGCAGCACACACGGUACGGAAAUGAGCAGACAGAUAUGCGAUUGUUUCAGUCAUCGUGGGAGGGUGUAGUUAUGUCACUCACUGUGUACAGUAGGAAGUCAUGA